UUUUGAACAACAUACACGAUUUUUAAACUGUAUAGCUUCAUUUAUAUUAUUUUUAUAUUUUUAUACUUACAUUUUACAUUUUACAUUUAUCAAUUAUCAUUAUUGUAUAAUAUUAUUAACUAUUAACGUGUUAGGUGGAGAACUAACAUUGAUUAUUAUUGUUAGGAUCUAUAACUUAGGUAUUGUUUAGUUAUUAUAAGUUAAAAAACAUUAAAUAUGGAAAACACUAUUACCGUGAACGAUGUGGAUACAGAUUUUUUACCAUUAAUUCACGAUAUUAUAAAAAGCGGUGAAAGAGAAAAUCACGAACCUCAGAAAUCAGCCCAAGAAAUAUCACAAAAAAUACAAGAUUUACAAAAAAAGAUUGAUCAAGCGCGAAGUGAUAUUCGAAAAUUACCUGGAGUCCAAUACAACAGUGAGCAGCAGUUAAAAGCUAUGGAUGAUCUCCGUCAAUCUUUACAAAUGAAAAGACAACUAUUAUUAAAAUAUAGACAUAUGUAUUCAUUUGAUGUACCAAAGUAUUAAGAUUACAUUUAACAAUACAAUGAAUGUGUUCAUGUAAUUCAUUUUUUUUUAAGAGUUAUAUAAAAUAUUGUUUUUGAAUACACUUUUUUUUAAUAAGCAAAAUUUGCUUUUUCAUAUUUAAAUAAACAUAACACUAUAACAGGA
Messenger RNA from Metopolophium dirhodum (rose-grain aphid), 669 nucleotides. It is a transcript of the gene MED9, whose product is annotated as mediator of RNA polymerase II transcription subunit 9. NCBI's taxonomy places the organism in Eukaryota, Metazoa, Arthropoda, Insecta, Hemiptera, Aphididae. The record is from RefSeq and is a predicted model, not a curated record. Gene Ontology annotation, biological process: regulation of transcription by RNA polymerase II. The transcript has 4 exons. Gene Ontology annotation, molecular function: transcription coregulator activity. The coding region runs from base 217 to 525 and encodes 102 amino acids. Gene Ontology annotation, cellular component: mediator complex.